Molecule: messenger RNA, 809 nt
Organism: Notolabrus celidotus (New Zealand spotty)
Lineage: Eukaryota; Metazoa; Chordata; Actinopteri; Labriformes; Labridae
Product: isotocin-neurophysin IT 1-like
Exons: 4
Coding region: 128-598 (156 amino acids)
Cellular component (GO): extracellular region; secretory granule
Molecular function (GO): neurohypophyseal hormone activity
Source: RefSeq, a predicted model, not a curated record
UCACUCUCUAAAGAAGAUCUGGAGGUAUAUAAGUCAUGUCAGAGGCACCAAGAACAGAAGAAACAUCCAGGACCAACGAAAAAGAACAUUUAAAAUCUUCUGUUCAUCAAGCCAUCGAGCAACAAAAAUGACUGGAGCCUCAGUGUCCGUGUGCCUUCUUUUCCUCCUAUCCGUCUGUUCAGCAUGUUACAUCUCUAACUGUCCUAUCGGGGGGAAGAGGUCCAUCAUGGACGCACCACAGCGCAAGUGCAUGUCGUGUGGCCCUGGAGACAGGGGCCGUUGUUUCGGCCCCAGUAUCUGCUGUGGAGAGGGCCUUGGUUGCUUGCUGGGCUCCCCAGAAACAGCUCACUGCGUCGAGGAGAACUACCUGCUCACCCCCUGCCAGGCAGGAGGGAGACCCUGCGGAUCUGAGGGAGGACGCUGCGCUGCCUCAGGAGUCUGCUGUGAUGCAGAAAGCUGCACUACAGACCAAUCCUGCCUCGUGGACGAGGAGGGCGACGACCAAACCAGCCAAUUCGAAGGCAGCGACCCUGGUGACAUCAUCCUCAGGCUGCUGCAUCUGGCUGGUCACACUUCUUCUCAUCGAGUCCACCAAUGAGCUGCUCCUGACACCACAGCCUCAUGGGGAAACAAGAAACAGGAUUUGUAGUUGUAGUUAAUGUAGUUCUAGUUCUCUGUUUGUCUUCAUCUCCCUAAAGUACUUCUGUAGAGUGCCUUUGUCAUUAUAUAUUUUUAUGUAUAAAAAUAGGGAUGAAUACUGACUAUGGUCAUCCAGAUAUCUGCAUGUUGAAAUAAAGCUUUGGGAGAGU